AUGAAAAAAGUUCUGAAUUACUCACUAUCCACAUUAGCCGCAAUCUUCAUAACUUCUAACGCUUGCAUACUUCCAAUCGUCCCAACAAUUGGUCCGAGAACUCCUCCUUCAUUGCAAUUUAUGUUGCCUCAAUUGAGCCGUCUUCAAACGUCGGCCAACAUUCGGUCGCUGGGUUUUAGACGGUUCGCUUCAUCUCAUUCACACUCAGAUGCCAAAGUUGAAAGAAAACCCGAUAACUACCGACCAGGUACUGAUUCCUAUGCCUACGAUAAUCCAUGGCCAAAGUUGAAUGGUGGUCGUUUGGACUGGUUGUUCGGAGACGGAUGGAGAAGACCACUCGCCAAGGACCAAGGAGCCAAAAUGAGAAGAGAAUGGAUUUGGUUCUCGCAAAUCGCACAUGAUGAACACAAAGAUUGGGCUCGUUUCCAUCAAGCUGCUUUCCUUCUUUUCACUGUUCUCACCACGUGGUUCACUUGCUGGAUUAUGUUCGCUCGACCAGAUUGGCCAAUGGGAAGAGAAUGGGCCCUAAGAGAGGCUCAUUUGGAGAUCGCCAGACGAGAGAAGGCCGGACUCCCACUCAUCAGCCCUGACCUUAUCCCAAGAGACCGCGUCACCGCCACUCUCCCAUCCGACGAAGAGCUCCGUGACUUCGACGUGCUCAUCUAA
Molecule: messenger RNA, 666 nt
Organism: Caenorhabditis remanei
Lineage: Eukaryota; Metazoa; Nematoda; Chromadorea; Rhabditida; Rhabditidae
Exons: 6
Coding region: 1-666 (221 amino acids)
Source: RefSeq, a predicted model, not a curated record